Molecule: messenger RNA, 591 nt
Organism: Parathielavia appendiculata
Lineage: Eukaryota; Fungi; Ascomycota; Sordariomycetes; Sordariales; Chaetomiaceae
Exons: 2
Biological process (GO): vacuolar proton-transporting V-type ATPase complex assembly
Cellular component (GO): Vma12-Vma22 assembly complex
Source: RefSeq, a predicted model, not a curated record
AUCAACCGCCUCCUGCAGCACUACCUGGCCCUGCUGAACGAGUACACCGACCUGCGCAGCACGCUCAACACGGUCCAGACACGUCUUUUUCAGAGCCUGGCGCGCGCCAACUUUGCCGCGGAGCGCGGGGUGCGCUACUACGGCCAAGACUACUACGACGAGCGGAUGCAGGCCAGCAGGCGGCCAGAGUCCGGAACUUCGUCGAGAAUCGACGAAGAAAACCAAGGAACAGGGGAGCAAGAAGAAGGAGGACCUGCUAGCGUGGAGGCAAAAGACGUCUCCAAGUCAGAGAGGAGGCCGGAGUCUACGGGGUAUGAUGACAGGGGAAACGAGAAGAAGCGCCUGCCCCUACCAAACAACCUCCCCACAGAAGACACCAAGCCCAACCACAGCAGCAGCAGCAGCAGCAGCCGCCAGAAAGCCGCCGACCCGCUCCACUGGUUUGGCAUCCUCACGCCUCCCCCCCUCCGCCAAGCCCAAGGCCACGCGAUCAAAGCCGUUGAAGACAUUAUCCCCCGGCUGGCGACGCUCAGCGCCGAGAUGGCGCGGGUAGAGCUGGAGGUGCGGAGGGCGAGGAAGCGACGAGCCAAG